This is a messenger RNA of Acaromyces ingoldii, 1034 nucleotides long. RefSeq lists its product as hypothetical. The record is from RefSeq and is a predicted model, not a curated record. The coding region runs from base 1 to 570 and encodes 189 amino acids. Lineage: Eukaryota; Fungi; Basidiomycota; Exobasidiomycetes; Exobasidiales; Cryptobasidiaceae. The transcript is spliced from 5 exons.
AUGUGGUGCGACAACUGCCUGCUCAUCUUUCCGCUUCGGCACGGCGCCAUUGCCUGGGACGUCUUCAUUGCCCUCUACAGCCUUGCCGGGUCCAUCUUCCUCUUCCGAUAUGGCCAGUACUUUUUCUUUGACUUUCCCGAAUGGCAGAUCUACGGCGGCAUUGGCAUGGCCGUCAUGUCAAUCUGCGUCAUCAACAUCAUCGGCCUGAGCAACUCGACGUACAUGUGGAUGCGCGUCUGCUUCUUCAUCUGGCCCAUCCUGCUCAUCACGACGGCCGUGCGCGCGGGCGUGAUGAUGUUCCAGCUCGACCGCAAGCAGGGCAACAUCAUCUGGGAGUGCAACAACGGCGGCCAGCUCUGGGGCGAGUCGGCCGGCGACGGCUACGGCAACGGCACCUCGAUGCCCUCGGGCGUCUGCUCGGCCGGCUUCCACAGCCUGUACAUUGCCUUUGUCUUUUCCCUCGUCAUCGACUUUGGCUGCCAGCUCUACGCCUACUUUCUCUGCUGGCGCUUCAUGAAGCGCAUCGAGCACUACUACGCCCUCGCACAGAGCGACAAAGGUUAUUAUUAGACUCCUUUCUUCUUCUUUCUUCUCUAGCCCUUGCUAUUCUUUCAUCUUUCUUUCCAGCGAUAGGGAUAGCACCAUAGACAUACUGACACCUCGAUGCAUUCUGCUCAGGGUUAUACCGCAUCUGAUCCGCCCUUGCUCCUCGUCGCUUCCUCAUCUUCAUCGUCAUCUUCAUCAGUCACACGCAGCUUAGCUAGUCCAAAACACACACACACACUCUAGCUCUUCGAUUUCUUUGCAGCUCACUCAGUCGAUCCGCCCUUCUCCGACCCGACCCGACCUCGAUCCUGACCCUCGAAGCCGAAGCAAUGGACGCGCGCACGCACAAGAUGGACGACGGAGCCUCCCUGGACACUUUUCAUCGCACUUGUACUCUCUUCUAUUCCUUCCCCCCUUUUUCCCUGGGACUCUCUUGUAACGACAAAGACGAUGACGGCUCUAGUUGAAAAAAAGACUCUUUGCAUAUC